Molecule: messenger RNA, 3021 nt
Organism: Penicillium oxalicum
Lineage: Eukaryota; Fungi; Ascomycota; Eurotiomycetes; Eurotiales; Aspergillaceae
Exons: 1
Coding region: 1-3021 (1006 amino acids)
Source: RefSeq, a predicted model, not a curated record
AUGCAUCAUUGGAGUACAACACGCGAGAGUGCCAUCGCACCCGGUCCAAUCGUUCCCACCUACCGGCCUAGCCUACGCUCGUCUAAGGCAAACCGCAAGAAGUCUAGCAUGCGUUCUUCAAUCUCUGAUCCUGAGAGCACAAUUCCGCUGGGUGCAGUAGAUCUUUCAAGGCCGCAAGCAUCCCCUCCACGGCCACAGGCUCGCUCAGCAGGAAUGGCCGAAAGGCCAUCCCGCAAUGAAAGUCUUUCAGAUCUAGUGCGCUUCUUCCAGACAAGUGAAGAUGAGCCCCCUACCCGUGCAGUUCCUGUGCGGAUUCCAACCUCCCCAGAAAGCACCACAGCUUUACCAAUCGUCACCGAGACAAUGGAGUCGGUUGAAGCCCCAAUUGAGCCGACGAAGGAAACGAAGCCGUUACGCCGUCGAUUCCUUCAGUUUACCCAACGCCACAAGAAGGAUCCCUUCACAAAGUCGAAGUUAAAUGAGAGCCAGCGCCAGAUCGAAGCACUUCAGCGGGAAGGGUUCCUGCUUGCAGCCCCUAAACCGAAGAGCACACGGUCGUCCAAAACUAGUACUAGUUCAAGGAACAGUUUGGAAAGAACAUUCUCCAAGUCGAAGAAGCAGGACGUGGAGACCAUUGGGCAGCCAUGGCUCGAGACCGAUUCAAAGAGAGGCUCUUCCGAGUUCAAGCAGCACCUGGCGUCGCUCAACUUGAGUGACUUUGGAUCGAUGGUCGACGUGGCGGUGUCCUUGUCCAAGCACGAGGAAGAUGUAUCGCCUCCGCCCUACCAGCCGCCAUCUUCGAGUACCAUCCCAACUCGGAAUGGGCAUUAUGGCUCAUCUUAUUCCGCAUCGUCUGUACCUCCACCAGGAUCCUCUGCCUAUGCUCGUCCCGAGAACUCCAAUCCUCUGUCAUCGCCCAUGUCCACGACUGCGACUCACGGCAGCGCCUCUCCUCAUGGACAUGACCGGCAAGCUUCUACUUCCACGUCUAAUAGUUCCAACAGAUUGAUUCUCGAUCCUGAUAUCAAGUCUCCAUCUCGAAAGCCGAAGCUUGGUCUGGAUGAGCGCCAAACAGGAGCAUCGUCAAUUUCUUCCGUCUCGGGCAGCAUCAAAAUCGAGCCAUCCAACGCGAAUACCAGCAAGCCUGUUCAAGCUUCUGAUAAAACUGCUUUGGGCUCAUCCGGGAGCUCAGGUCUACCCCCUUCGCUGAAACUCUUUCCCGCCGUGGCGCCUCCACGCCUCUCUAGCAAAAACUCGUGGAAUGCUUUGCCAGUAGCUCCAAGCAAAAAGUCGCCUCGUCUCCCAUCGUCUGUGAACUCGCUGUCCAAUCAGUCGGUAUCAGAUGGGAAGUCCGUGAACGCAAGACUGCGAGAUAUUUCAUCCGAGGUACACGAGGAGAAUGGGGGACGAAGCGUGUCUGGGGCUACUGUGAGGUCGACAGUCGGCUCAACAUCAAAUGAGACUCAGCUCCCCUCGUCGAUCAGUAAGGAACACAACAUGAACAAAAGCCUGCUUUCUUCGCAAGCAACAAUGGGGACUCUCCAGUCUUUCCCUAUGCCGGCGCCCACGCGACCUCUGCCAUCGUUACCUCAGCCUGGUCGCGCGCCUCCAGCCAUUCCCGAGUCACAAUGUCUUCCAACGGCUCAGAUUGCUCGAACAGGACUCAAGGCUCUAGAGUCUACACCUCUUCAUUCUUGUUCAAUGACAGAGGAAACUCACGCAAUCGAUACCGAGAAGGAACUACCUGUAUCGGUGCCGGAUUCACCAUCUUCGGCUGUUUUGAACAGCCGAAGUGAACCUGAGACAGGGUCUGGAGCGGACCCGGAAAGCCCUAGCUCUGCAUAUAUCCAAGACAUCUCAGUAUCAACAUUCCCACAGCAGAACGCAGCACGGCAACGAGCCCCAAGCAUUCGUAUCCCGCGUGUGCAAGAGCCUCGAGACAGUGCAGGCUACAAUGAGCCUGAGGGCGCAGCCCUGGCUGAUUCUCCGUUGCUGGGACGGACGACCGAGGCCGACACUGGUCGCAAGCGUUCCACUCGUAAAAAACUUGAAAUCGACUCGGCAAGCGCGCGUAUGGAUCGAAGCAACCUUCCAUUUGGGCUACCUUCACCACCACCUACUGCAGUUUUGCCGUCGGAUCCUCCUUCACAGUCUCUUCCGGACCGCCCCAGCAGUAGCAAAAACAAAACGGCUUCUGAACUGGCCAGCGGACGAAUCCUCCAGGGGGUUGAUCUGCACCAUAUUGCCAGCCAUCGCAGAAGGUCUAUGAUCUCUCGGAGUAACAGCUCUCACAGCAGCCUACGACACGAAAGUAUACCCGAAUCGGCCGAGCCCAGCCAUUCUGAGUCGCCGUUGCCAUCUUCCGAUGAUGAGGGAUUUGGACCGAACGCAGAAGCGACAAGAGCUCGUCGUGCAGCAGAGAAGUCUUCCCGACUCCUGACCUCCCUUCAUCAUGGUUAUGCCACCGUGGACGCCAGACCCAGCCAUAGUCGACCACGCUAUCCCCAGUCCAUUCGAUCUCAAACCCCGCAGGGUCGCACAAGCAGUACUCUGGAAAGGACUGCCACUUCCCCUCAAUCAAACUACUCUCACUCCACUCGUCGGUCUCGUGAAUCCCGCAGCUCCCAUUGGACUCAGCCGGGGUCCAGUCAGAUGGCGCACUACCUCGAAGAUCGAGUCGCCAAUCUCGAGCGUCAGAAUCAGGUUUUACAGGCAGCACUUCUUGCUGCUCUGAACGCCGGGGUGAAGAACCCCUUUGAGGGUUUGAGUGACUUUGGUCAUUCUUCGAGUCUUGCGCAACCGCGCCAUGCAACCCAAUAUCAGACCAGAUUCGCUUCGCGUCCGGAUAGUUGGGUCGGCUCUACCCACAGCAGUGACCCCGGUGGCUUUGAGGCCCCUGCUCACUACCACGAAAAUCGACCCCAUAUGCGACAGCUUGACAACAUGAUGGAAGACAUAGAGAGUGGGUGGCUGUCUGACAAAUCUAGCGUCAAUGGUGCUCGAAUGGCAAGGGAGCGAUGA